UAGCUGUAUCCAGUUGGGUGGCUGGCAGAUCCAAGGGUUACCAUGAAGUUUUCAGGACCCCUGGAGAGCCAGAGAUUGUCUCUCCUUUUGGAGAUGGCAAUCUCUAGGGAAGCCCAGAUGUGGAAAGCACAUGUGCCCAAAAUUCAGCCUAAUCAGGACGCAGCCGUUUCUCCAGCACAGCGGGAUGAGGUGAUUCAGUGGCUGGCCAAGCUCAAAUACCAGUUCCAUCUUUAUCCAGAAACACUUGCUCUGGCCGUCAGUCUUUUGGACAGGUUUUUAGCUGCAGUGAAGGCCCGUCCAAAGUACUUAAAUUGUAUUGCGAUCAGCUGCUUCUUCCUUGCUGCCAAGACAACUGAGGAAGAUGAGAGGAUCCCAGUACUAAGAGUCUUGGCCCGAGACAGCUUUUGUGGUUGUUCUCCAGCUGAGAUUCGCAGGAUGGAGAAGAUUAUUCUGGAUAAACUGAACUGGGAUCUUCACACGGCUACGCCAGUGGAUUUCCUUCAUAUUUUCCAUGCAGUUGCCAUCUCCACCAGGCCUCAGUUACUGACCAUCUUGCCUAAGAUGACCCCCUCUCAGCAUGUGGCGAUUCUCACCAAGCAGUUACUGCACUGUAUGGCCUGUUACCAGCUGCUGCAGUUUAAGGGCUCUAUGCUGGCGCUGGCCAUCGUCAGCUUGGAACUGGAGAAACUGCUUCCUGACUGGCUUGCUCUCAUCAUUGAACUGCUCCAGAAAGCACAGAUGGACAGCUCCCAGCUGAUCCACUGUCGGGAGUUUGUGGCACAUCACCUUUCCACCCUGCAGUCUUCUCUGCCGCCCAAUUCUGUAUAUGUCUACAGUCCCCUCAAGCACACCCUGGUGACCUGUAACAGAGGAGCGUUCAAAUACCAUCCCUCCUCUGUCCCAGGCCCGGGUUUCUCCAAGGACAACAGCAGACCAGAAGUGCCAAUCAAAGGUACAGCUGUGUUCUACCAGCAUCUGCCUGCUCCGACAGGGUGCAAGCAAGCCUCUGCCAAGCGUAAAGUGGAAGAGAUGGAAGUGGACGACUUCUAUGAUGGAAUUAAGCGGCUUUACAAUGAAGACAUGGCUCCAGAGGUAGUGGCUCUCGAAAAUGUGGGCUCUGUUUGUGGUGCGGAUGUCUCGAGGCAAGAAGGCAAUGCUUCCCCUUGCCCACCUUUACAGCCUGUCUCUGUCAUGUAGUUACAAGUGUUUACCAACUCCUUGGGCAUUCAGAGGAAAGCUACUUUGUAAAACAUGUGGAAUCAGGCAAUGACAUUAAAAGCAGGGUGGGAAAGGGACUGUACCUCAUCAGGCUGAACUGAAGGGAGCCCAGAAAAAAACCCUCUUUGAAUUUUUUUUUCUUGUGCGGCUAAUGAUAGUUCCAAUAUUUAAGCAAUUUAAAAAUACAAAAAAGUAUAAAAAAUCUAUAAAAGACCCAAAAACCAAACAAAAAAAAAGUAGCAAAAAUUGUUUCUUUCUAGUGUUGUCAGUUCCACUGUUUUUCUGCUACUGUGUGUUGUAACCAUCUUCCAUGUCCAGGAGCUCACAUUGAUUGUGCAAAAUUGUUUGAGGUUUUCCAGCCAACCUAUGUCUAUCUGAUCUGAUUUCCUUUUCCUUCUUCCUCUCUUCCUGCUUGCUGUUCCUUUUGAACUCUUUGUGAGUCUUGUGCAUGCUGUUCUUGUACUCUGACCUUCAUGACAAAUUUUCUUUCCCCUUUUGCAAACAAAUUCCCCUCUUGUGUUUCAUUAGCACUUUGAUGUUUAAAUGUGAUAAUAUUUAAAACUGGAUUUAAAUCAAAGAUUAGUCAGGGAGGGAGGGCAGGGGGAAGUACAAUUACUGCAGAUUGCUCCAUAAGCAAAUAGCCAAAGCGGUGUGAAUGUGUUCUAGGAAAGCAUUAAGGUAGACAGCCACUGCACUUUUGUCUUAUAGAAAUAUUAAUUUAUCCUGAUCUAUCAACAUGAAGAGACUUAUGUUUUGGGUUUUUUUUAAUUGUAAAAAGCCAAAGCAGUUGAACUGAUUAGUGCAGUUGAAUAAAAACAUUGUUUUUCAUGUCUGCCCGAGGAAAUUUGUAGUCAAUUGGCUCUUUUGUGAGUACUCACAAAAGCUGGAAUGUGUACAUCAAACACAAACCUUAAAUUCUGUGACAGACUCAGUUUUUUUUUCUUUCUUUUUUUUCCGUUUUAUCCUUCCACGUUGAUAAACGUAGCAUGAACUCAACACUGCUUGGUUAGAUGCUUGGGGCAGUUCUAUAAUUCUCAGUUUUGGAACAUGUAUUUAUCAGCCACAGAAUACCUUAAGUUCUUGUUUCAGUAACUUUUAACUGAAAGUUAACCCUUUAAAAGCUUGUCUUAUUAAAUGUUAUACCUCCUGUUUCUCAAAAUGACCUAUCCUGGAUCUUAAGCUCUCUCCACAGCCCUGAGGAAGGUAUUGUAUUCAGAGCCAUUGUACUGAUGAAAGCCUUCUGGUAGCAAUAAAAAAAAGUUGUCCUUAAA
Alligator sinensis (Chinese alligator) is the source of this 2489-nucleotide messenger RNA. RefSeq names its product cyclin I (gene CCNI). The transcript is spliced from 6 exons. NCBI's taxonomy places the organism in Eukaryota, Metazoa, Chordata, Crocodylia, Alligatoridae. The coding region runs from base 43 to 1197 and encodes 384 amino acids. Gene Ontology annotation, cellular component: cyclin-dependent protein kinase holoenzyme complex; cytoplasm; nucleus. The record is from RefSeq and is a predicted model, not a curated record. Gene Ontology annotation, molecular function: cyclin-dependent protein serine/threonine kinase regulator activity. Gene Ontology annotation, biological process: mitotic cell cycle phase transition; regulation of cyclin-dependent protein serine/threonine kinase activity.